UUGUUAUGUAACCUAUUACGUUGAUCCUUCGAUUUUUCUAUAAUCAAGAUUUUUGCACAAAGAUAAAAGAAAAUAUGUAAUAAGAUGACCAAAGAUGACCAAGUGCAAUUAGAAACUAUUUAUGAACUAUAACUGAAUUUUAUUCAAAUAAAUACAUUAAAUGGGUUAAAUAGCAGAUAAAAACAAAAUAUAAUAUCAACUAUACAUAUUUAACCCAAAUUCAAUUUUAAAUCAAUAUAAUUUAAUUUAUGAACAAUCAUCCUUAAGCAAAUACCGUUUGAUAUCAAUCGAUUAUAGCCUAGAAAGAGUCCCAAGUUCACUGAUGUUAUGAAACUGAGAGAAAAAAAUUACUUUUUUUUAUAUAAUAUCAAUAAAUUAUUACAUUCGUAUUGGCUAAUACUUACUACCCUAACCCGGUCACGACCCGAGAGAGCUCGAACUUUGAUUAGAAUUGAAAUCUUAUCUAAGGCUCUAAUGAAAUCUAAACGAGAUAACAGAUGAAUUGUUAAAUUUCAAAUUUGUCCAUAAUUUAGGUUUGCAAUCCCAAUUAGAUAUGUUGAUUAAUUGGAUAUCAACAUAGAAUACAGUGCUUUAAACCGUACUCACCCAAGACUUAAAAUAUCCAACAUUUGAAAACUACGUGAAAAUCAUUUAAAAGAACAAACAAUUUUGCUAAAAGAACUUACUGUACUUAAUAAUUUAUAAAAAAAAUUAACCUAAGAUCCUGCUUACUAAAUCUCUUCGGUGACCUUUAUACUCGUUAUUAAUCUUUGGCUGACAAACAGGCUUAGUAAGACUUUAUUCUUCUAAACAACUAUAAUUUUAAAAAAGUGGUUAUUGCACAAGGAGUUCGAUAUGUUCUAGAGAGGACGUUCGUCGACCUUUAAAACUUACAAAAAAAACUUGAUAAGGUAAUAAUCUUCGUUCUAAUGAGGCACGCUGAUUAUAAUACUUGGUUAAAAUAUUACGAAAAAAAGAUUAUGGAGAUUAUAUGAAAGUUUGGACUUUAACCUUUAAUCUAAAACAUUGCUAUAUAAACUCAGCAUUAGAAAUACGACUUCAGCUCACAGCGAUAUUCCAAAGCCGAAGGAUGGGGUUUAGUAGCCCUGUAAUAUUUGCCAUACUUUUGGCAGCUGCAUCGGCCGUUCCUUUAAACUUUGACACAACUUCACAAUGUGGUACUCAAACGUGCCCUGAACAAACUAAAUUGGGUUACAAGCCCGGAACCGUCUAUGAAUAUGAAUACAAGUCCCUCGUCACAACAACGAUGCGCGACGUCCCAACUGACAGAUCGGAAAUGAAAAUGGAAGCCAGAGUCCUUCUAGAGGCCUUGAGCAACUGUGAAUUCGGUUUACGUAUGGAGAAUGUCAAAUUGUUUGAUGUUCACCCACGUACCCAACAAACUUUGCAAGCCUCCCAGGAGAGAGAAUUCACUCGUUCUAUGCAACAAAAUGCAAUUCGAUUCUCCAUGAUCAAUGGCGUCGUCGAAAGCGUUUGCCCAUCUCCCAAAGAUGACAAGCGUAUAAUCAACGCUAAGAGGGCUAUCAUUUCUGCAUUCCAGAAUACUCAGGCAGAUCUCAAGGAAAAUCACCAAGGCUUGGAACGAUCCAUUCAUGGUGAAUGCCCAGUAACUUACACCGUUUCUAACGGAUGGACUGAGAGCACCAUCAGAAAGGUCAAAGACAUUCCUAGAUGCACACACCGUUAUGCAUUUAACACUCCAAUCCAAGCUAUUCCAUUCAAAACUGAAAGGCAAAGCGUCCCAAUAAUCGAUUCCAAAGCAGAAUGCCAACAAAAAUACAACUCCAAAGGCUAUCUUCGCGAAUCUAUCUGCAUUGAAACUCACGUCAACAAGCCUUUUGAUUCUUACGGCCAGGGCAUGGAAACGAAGAUUGAACAAAAUCUUAAAUAUGUCACUGAAACAAGAAACUCAAGAGGAAUCAGAAGAUACGAUGAUUCAAACAUCAAGACAUCUUUGUUGUUCGACCACAUGAUGGAAGAAGAAGAAAUUUCCGAAACCGGAGAUGCUGAAAAAAUUCUCAAGCAAUUGUGCAGCAAUGAAGAAAUUACUAAGGAAACUCCAAUUCUGUUCUCUGAAUUGAUCCGCUCUCUUCGUAAAUUGAACGCUGAAAGCCUUUCUGAAUUGUACAACAGAAAGACCCUCCAAUCUAUGUGCCCAAGAGCCAAGAAAUACAUUAGAGAUUCUAUCCCUAUGUUGUCAAGCCCUGCAUCUAUAAAGAUGAUCAAUGAAUUGAUCAACAGCAAAGACUUGUCUGGCUCACAAGCUGAUACUUGGAUCACUUCCCUUACUUUCAUCAACUCUCCAUCCACUGCCACCAUUGAACAAAUUUACCAAUUGCUCAGCAGCGUUCCAUACAGAAAAUCAUUGGCCCUUACCGCUGGUUCUGUCGUUGCCACUUACUGCAAGCAACAUGGCAGCUGUGAUAAUAGUAUCCCAGUUAUGAAUAUCAGAGAUUUCUUCUUGAAGAACAUUGAAAACUGCCAAGCCAGAGACAAGGCUGAUCAUGAUAGAAUUGUUAUGUCUCUUAAGGGUCUUGGAAACAUGGGUUGUGGAGAUUCAAACACCGUCGAUGCAUUGGUCAGAUGCGCCAACACCGAAUCUGCCGAUAUGGAAACCAGAGUUGAAGCUGUUAAGGCUUUCAGAAGAAUGCCAUGCAACAGAGAAUACAGCGAAAAAUUGAGCGAAAUCGUUGCCAAUGAACAAUUUGAUUCUGAAUUGAGAAUCAACGCCUACAUUUCCACCAUGAGAUGCCCAACUGAACAAUUAUUCCGCAAAAUCAACAACAUGCUUCUUGAAGAGAAAAUCAACCAAGUUUCCAGCUUUGUUUGGACUCACUUGACCAACCUUAAAGAAACCAGUGAUAUCUUCAAAUCCGAUAUCAGAAGAAUCGUUGAAAACCAAGAAUUAAAGAAAAAUUUCGAUAUGGAUAAGAGAAAGUUCUCCAGAAACAUUGAAAUUUCCAGAUACCUUGAAAUGUUGAAUUUGGGUGCUAAAGCCGAAUCCAACGUCAUUUUCUCCACCCAAUCUUUCGUUCCACGAUCUGCUUCUCUUAACUUGACUGUUGAUAUGUUCGGUUCUUCCAUCAACCUUUUGGAAGUUGGAGGAAGAGUUCAAGGAGUUGAAGAUGUUCUUGAAAAAUACCUCAGCAAGAGAAAGGAAAUGCCCGCUGAUGACAACAGCGUUAUGAAAUACCUUGAUGGAAAAUUCGGACAACAAAAAGAAAGAAUGCAAGCCAGCGCUUUCGCUAGAGUCUUUGGAAACGAAAUCUACUACACUGAUGUCCAUGACUGGAAUUUCCCAAGUACCAACAGAGCUAGCUACAUGGAAAUGUUCCAAAAUAUGGCUGAUGGUUCAUCCGCAAUGGAUUUCACAAAAUCUGUUCAAUUCCUUGAUCUUGAAAUGUCGAUCCCAACUCACAUGGGUUUGCCAUUGAAACUUAAAUUGACCGCUUCCUCUACCAUGAACUUGAAAGCUCAGGGCAAAGCUGAUUUCAGAAGUCUCUUUAUGGGACAACUCGACAUCAAUGGACAACUUCGUCCAUCUGCUGCUUUGGCCGUUCAAGCUGAAAUCAGCGUCGAUGCUAUCUAUGCUAAAUCUGGAUUGAAGACUAUCAGCACUUUGCACACAUCUACCGCUGCCGAUGGAAGAAUCAUCUUCAACAAAGACAGCAAGGUCGAUAUGGAAAUCAACGUACCAAAAGAAAAAAUGGACGUCUUCAGCGUUGACAGAAAAUUCUUCAUGAUCUGGAGAGAAGAUACCGAAGUUGCAGAACCAGAAAACAGAAUGGCUCGUUUUGAAAAAUGCUUUGGACCAAGAAAUGUCUUGGGCUUGGAACUUUGCGCCAAUAUGGGCAGCAGAACUUCCUCUCCUUUAUCAGGACCACUCUCUCUUGGAGUUGCUCUUAAGAAGACUGAUACUUACCAAAAGAUCAAGCUUUUCUUUGACAUUAAGCCAACUAUGCCAGAACCCCAAAUGAAAUUCAUCUUUGAUACCCCAGGCUCUUCUAUCGACAGAAAAAUUGUUUUGGACCUUGUCACCAAGGGUAGAGAAUUGAGCUUGAGAGGCUCUGCUCCAUGGAAACAAUCCAGAGCUCAUUUGAGAGGAGACUUGAACUACCAACCACAAAGAAGCCAAGAUCUUACUUUGGAAAUUGAAGCCGAAGAAAAAACUUGGGCCUUGAAAGCAAGAAAUGAAUACAGAAAGGGAACUCACAAUGCCGAAAUCUCUAUCGUUAGACCAAACAGAGAUGACAUUAAAUUCAGCGUUGAGGCUAACCUCGAGAAUGAAAUGUCUUUUGAUAUCAAGCACAAGAACUUGCUUCCACGUCAAGGAAAACUUCACGGAAGUGUUAGCUUUAUGUCAAAUGGAGCUUAUAAACUACAAAUGCGCAACUCUUAUGGAGACAGAAAAGAUAUUGCCUACAUGACCGUCAGACUACCAAACAAGAGAGACUCAACCAGCAUCCUAAAUGUUUUGUACAACCUCAACGGAAACAAAAUGGUUUCAUUCACUGGUAGAUUGGAAGAUUCUUCUUCCAGAGUUAAGACUGCUCUUGCACUUAAAAUGGAAAUGGAAAACCGUUUUGCUCCUAAAGCCAAUUUCAACUUGAACACCAAAUACGAAAAGGAUAGAAGAAGUCUUAACGUCGACAUGAACGUAAAUUACUUGAAGAACGAAAGAUCCACUUUGGCUCUUAAAUUGGAAAAUAGAGGACAAGGAUUGAAUGAUGAUAUGAUUGCUGAAAUUGAAGUUAAACAUACCCCACUUAACAUUCAUCGUGAUUUUGAGUUGAUCGCUAAAAAGACCCUCAAAUCUCCAGCCAAAUACAUGCUUAAAUUGGUAAGCGAAAGCCAAGGAGAUAACGAAUUCGAAGUCCAGAUUGAACAUGAAAGAAGAAUGAACAGACUUGAAGUCGCUACCUACGGCCAUGUUUCUGUCUACUCUAAGAAAUACAUUGUUUUGGAACAUUCUUUGAAACCAUCCGGUGAAAACAGAUAUAACAACAACCUUCUUGUCUCUGUUUGGGGCAAUGAAUUUAGAUUGGACGGACAUGUCACCCUUGGAGAAGUAAUCAGCUUCUCAUCCACUCUUACCAAUCCUUUUACCGAAAAAAUGUACAUCAAGGGAAACACCAACAGAAAUUUGAUGAAUUAUCAAGGUGACAUCGAAGCUAGCAUGUGGGGAGUUAAAGUCUCUUCUGCAGCUGACUGGUCAAUCAGAAGAACAUCUGAAGGAUUUAGAAUUGAAACCAACUUGAGAAGCGCCAGCCCAGUUCACCAAUCCAAAAUGAGAGCAGUUGUGAACAAGGAAAGACAAACCUACGAAACUAAACUCUCAAUGAACUUCAAUCAACUUGAAGGUUCCGUUGAAACCAGAUUCGUUGCUGAUCCUCAAAGACCCCAACUUAAAAUCAAGACCAUGGUUGGAGGAGAAACCAUUGAAUUGAGAACCUCCGCUAAAGUUGGCAAAUACAACUAUAAUGCUAAAGCUGUUCUUGAAUCAUCUUUGAUGGAAAAAAUGGAACUUAACAUGAACUACGAAUAUACUAGAAACAUGUACAAGGUCGAAGCCGAUUAUGCUUGGAAACAACAUGUUCUUGGAAUGAACUACGUCAUCGAAAAAUUGAAUGGAUGGCAAUCCGCAAAGGCUGAAUUUGAAAUCACCACUCCAUACCGUAUUCGCAGUAUAAAGGAAAGCAUGAUGUACAAUUUCAGAAAUAACGGUGAAUACAUCGUUAAAGCUAUUGGAUCUAUCAACAACAAAAAAAUCACCCUCGUUUCCGAAGGAAAAGUUGACUUAAGCCAAGCUAUUAUCCGCACUGAAAACAGUUUGGAUACUCCAUUCUGGCCCAAAUUGACCCUUGACUUUAAACUUGAAAGCACUGAAAGAGUCUUCAACACCUUCAUGAAAAUAAAAUCUGAUUCUGAAAAUGUCUUUACCAUUUUGAACAAAAUCGAUAUCAAUGGCGUUCAACCAUCCAUCACCUUUAAGACAACUUGGGGCACCAACGGAUUUAUCGAUACUACCUUCUUGACUAAACUCGAUAGACAAGAUUACGCUAUUACCAAGAUCAAGACCCGUGGUACUUUGAGAACAUCAUUCCGAUCCGUUAGAGAAUGGUCUGCCACAUUCAACCUUCAAAACUUCAAAGAACAAAAACUCGUCAGUUUAAUGUGCCAAUGGAAUAAUAAGGAUGCUGAAUUGAGAUUUGAAAUGAAUCACGAUCCUAGCUUCAUGAGAAGGAACAAGGGAGAAAUUACUCUUCGAUUCCCAUGCAAAGACAAUUCACCAAUCUCAACCACCUGGAAUUACGAAAUGAAAGAUAUGAAACUUGUUCUUGAAGGAGCCUAUAAACACCCCAAAUACAAUCACCAAAUGAGAAUCGCCGGUGAAAUGAAAUUGGGCAAGAUCAACAAAUUAGAUGUCGAAGCUAAGUUGUCAAUGGAAAACUACGGAGAGAAAGACAUGAUGGCUGUCGUCAUGAAACAUGAGUGUGAUACCAUCUGGUGGAGAAAUACUAACACCGAGCUUGUAUACAAAUACAACAGCGUUGAAUACAAAUUGACACAAACUUUGCAAUUCCUCGGUGAGUCUUUGGAAGCUACCCUAGGCCUUACCCUCCCAAAAGACGAGUAUACUCUUAAAUUGGACAACCAAUGGGGCAGUGAAAUUAAAUUCAACAACGAAUUAAUCAGAAACAACCAAGUCAUAUCUGUAUCUGGUGAAGGAAGAUACGAAAACGCUUACACUGUCGAGGGAGAAAUCAGAAUCAAGACUCCAUUCCAAACAUUGAAAAGACUUUCCUACAAAACUGAAACCGGCAUGAAGGGAAGCAGAAAAUGGACUAGCAUCUCUGUUUUCCGUUACAACGGUAUGGAAACUAAGCAAGACAUUGAAUGUACUUUCGGAAACAAGAAGAUGAUCACUUUCUCUUACGAAAACAACUACAUGCCUGAGUCCAACUUCAAUAUUGAAGGUUCCUACCAAGGAAAAAUGAACAACCUUAGAAUUAAUGGUAAAUUCCAAAGAGGCGAUUUUGAAACUACACUUGAGGGAACUUGCCGCUUCAAGGGCAACGGCCAAUACAACUUGGAUCUUAUCGUUACAGGAACUGGAAUGAAUGAAUGGAAAAUUAAAUCUCAACACAAAUCAUCUGAUGUUAAUGAAUUGCCUAUUGGAAACUCUUUCAUGAUCCAUCGUAUUAGCAUUGGAGGCAAGCAUAUGUAUGAGUACAGACAUGAUUUCGAUCUUGAAGGAUGGAACAAAUUGAACAAAGCCAUCAUAACAUUGAAAGCUCCAGGUUCUCAUUACAAAAUCAACACCGAUUAUGAAAUCAACCACAACGGACCUUCAAAGGAACACAAAAUGAAAUUCCUCAUCAACACUCCAAUGACCAGAAGAUUAAAAUUCGAUCUCGAACAUGUUCUUGACAUGAGCAAAUCAGGAAGUGUUGGCUCUCUUAACGGUGAAUUCGGUAAUAACAAAUUCAGAUACAAUCACAACGUUCACUAUCCAACUUGGCAACAUUUGAAAACCUUAGAUGGAGAUUUAACAAUCAAUGGUGUCAAAUAUGAACUUGAAGGUAGUUACAAAUACGAGCCAACUGAAACUAUGGGUAAAUUGAAUAUCAUCUCUCCAAGCAUGAAAAUCCUUGGUGUUGAUGUUGUUCUCCAAAACCCAGCUGAUAACAAAUACAUCGUCAAUAGCGAUGUCACUGUCAAGUGUACUAUCAUGAAUGUAGAUUACCGUGUUGAUGAAGUUCUCAAGGUUUCCACUGACUACAUGAACGUCGACUAUAACUUAGUCUACUCUCACCCAAGAGGAGAAUACAAGUUUGACACUACUUACAGCAUUGAAGAAAAAUCAGCCGAACUCAUGAUUAAAGCUUAUUCACCAAGCCAAACAUACUUCGGUAUUUCCGGCAAGUACAACGGUAAUAAUUAUUAUUACAAAUACCCCAUCGAAAUGACUGAGGAACUACAAGUUGAAUACAUGGGAAUGAAGUAUGCUUACAUCAGCAGCUUGAAAAUGCCAUCUCCUUUCAAAAUUGAAAAUCACGAACAAAAAUUUGUCACUCCUUAUGGAACUUACGAAAUUGUCUACGAUUAUGAUUUGGCCAUUACUGCAUCCAAGGGAAAUCUAAGAAUUACCGGACCAACUUUCAGAGACAUCACCCUCGACUUUGAAACUGCUUUAGAAAACAGCUACAACUACAUGUCUCGUAAAGUCAAUGCUAACAUGAACUUGGGAUACAGUGGCAAACAAUACAGCGCUGGUUACGAAACCGAUAUUAGUGGUCUAGAAAUCAACAAGUUCCAUGUCUACUACAAGACCCCAGCAGGAACUUAUGAAAUGAACUUGAAGGGUAAUAUGAAUAAGGGUUAUCUAACCUUCGCAACACCAAUCUACGGUUAUGAAAGAUUUGGAAUCAUUGUCGAAAGAGAAUCUAGAUUGACUUACUGGCCUUUGGGCAAAGAUACCUUGAAAGUUGAAGCAUUCCUUAAGAAUGAUGAAGUUAGCUACAGACACGACUACAGUCUAAGCGCUGAAGAAUUGUCCUUUGAUGUUAAAUUGGAAACUCCAGCUACUCAUCCAAUGAAAUUGAAAAUCAGCAGCCGAGGCUCUAUGUCUUCUUUCACCAACUCUCUAACUUUGACCGCCCAAAAAGAAGAAUGGUCUGCUGAACUUAACGGCAAAAUCAAUCUCCCAGACGUUACCUUGAAAACUGUUGUUAACACUCCAAUCAGAGGUUACAAAAAUCUUGAAAUCGAAAUGAUUCAUGAAGGUUCUCUUAUGAACCCAACAUGUCAAAUCAGCAUGAACAUUUUCAAACCCAUGACCCUCAAAAUCAACUACGAUUUAACUUCUUCCCCAAGAUACCCAAUUGAAAUCAGUUUGAAUAUGGACCAAGAAUACAAAUUCAACGCUGAAUUGGUCUUAGGAUCUACCUUUGAUUUGAAAGCCAUGGUCAGAAUCCCAGAAACCUACGGAUUCGAAAUCAGACAUGAAGGACCAUUGACUAACUUCAAACAAACCGGAAAAGUUAUCCUCGGAGGUCAAGAACACAAAGCCGAAAUGACAUUUGAACUUCAAAAUGAUGGUUUGAAAUACGAAAUCGACAUUGAUGAACUAUUUGAUGCUGAAAUCGAGCACAAGGGAGGUCUAUUGAACUUCAAAAAUGAAAUGGAAGUAGACUACAAAGAAUAUAAAUAUAAAUUGGAAACUUCUCUCGAAGCUAACAGAUAUAACGUAGAAUUAAACACCAAGGCUACCUAUCCCAAUUAUCGGGGAUCUAUCCAAAAGAGAUCUUUGACAUUUGUUAACACUCUUAAAAACAAAGAAUUGGCCACCGAAUUCAAACUUGAACUCUCUCCCGAAGACAAAGAAAUCUCUGGUGAACUCAAGGCUGAAUUGAAAUCUAAUGGAGUCAGUGUAAAUGCUCUUUACAAGAAUCAACAAACUUACGAAUUUACUCUUAACUACGAAACCAAAUCUUACUGGAGAGGUAUGGAUACCGUUAUUGAAAUCAGAUCUCCAAGAAACCACAACAAGGCUGUUAUCAACUACAACUUGGGAGCUGAAAACGAUUUGGACUUCAAUGUCAUUGUAACUGUAAAAUCUCAAAAAUCUGGAGUAAACUUCAGAUUUGAACCAUCUAAAGAAGGAUUUGAAGUCAAUGGAAAAUGUUUCAUUGCCAACAGAGCUCUCCCAUUCAGCUUGACUCUUAAGAAAGAAGAUCAAACCAUCCGUUUCGAAUUGGCCAUCCCAAUGAUCUCUACCAAAAUGACUCACAAACUCCUUAGAGGCGGAUUUAAAACUCAUAUCGAUGCUACCUUCAAAGAAAACAGAUUUGAAGGCGAAACUUCCUUUGUCAGAAACAAGGAUGUCAUUACUGUUAGUGCACAAAUGGUUUCACCUGUUCAAUUCAACAUUGAUCUUGAAAGCAAAGGAACUUGGUCUAACUUCGAAACCGCUGCUGAAGGAGCUUUCCCAUGGGACUCCAUCCCCAACUUCUCCUUGAAAAAGACUUUCACCUGCCAUAAACAAGGAUUUAAAACCAGCAUGGACGGACAAUGGCAAGGCAUGAGCCACAAAUACUCCUUGACUCACGAUAUUCGCGGCGACACCACGCACACUAUUGGUUCUAUUGAUAUGUACGGAAGAAAAUAUUCUACUAACAUCAAGAACAAAAUGGUCUCUCUCGACGAUUUCAACACUGAAUUCGAUUUAUCUUACGGAGACAAAAAAAUCAACGGAAACAUGAUGUCUAAGAGAGAUGAUAGUCAAUGGUGGGGAACUCACGACAUGAGAAUUGUUGCUCACUUGAGCACUCCAUGCCCAUUCUUCAGAACUUUCAGCCUCGACUUUGAUAGCCAACGUAAAUCUGGAAAUUUGAACACCAAAGUCAAAUUCAACAUGAACGAAUUCAAUGUUGAACUUGCCGCAGAACACAAGGACAAUGUCAUGACCAUACUCUUGACCAAACCAAUGCAAGGAGAGCUCACUCUUACCAUGAACUCUCUUUACCCCAAUGUAGAUAUCGACUUCACAGUUUCUCACAUGGGAAAAAGAUGCAACGGAGUAUACAAGAUGAUCUACGGUAAACAACUUUAUGUUGAAUACAAAGGAUACCAAGGAAUGAACUUGAACUUAAACUUGGAACGCAAAGAACAAUACGAUGAAGUUAAGUACAUCAGCGAAUAUUCUUAUAGCAACAGAAAUUAUGAAAACAAAUGGAACAAUGUCAUCAGAGUUCAAAGACAAAGAAACGGAAAGAGAGUAAUCACUCUUGAAGUUAAUACUCCAAUUUACGGUGUUACUCCAUACUUGAAGGUAGAGUCUCUCAUCAUCCCAGGAAAAAUUGAAGGAUCUAUCGACUUGAAAGCUGGACGUCAUCAUUUCCAAACUGCUGGACUGAUCGAUUAUGAAAGAGAAUUGAGAGCUGAAUGGACUCUUCAACACCCACAAGCCAAUCUUGAUGUUAAGUUUGAUGGAGAAAUCAGAAAUUCCGCAAACGGAGUUGGAGGUAAAAUGAAAUUGAACUACUUGACAUCUUACGAUAGAGAAGUUAAGGAAUUACUUGGAGAUUUCCUUCUUGAUUUGAACAAACAAGAAUUCGAAAUUACUGCUACUACUCCAAUCACCACUGUUGGCCUUGUAGCCAAGAGAAAGCAAUUUAAGGCUCUACAAAACGUCUUUGAAAUCACUGGAAAAAUCGACGAUGAAUCUUUCACCGCUGAUGUUGAUAUGGAUAUGAGAGCUAAACGUUUACAGUCAACUUUCAAUCAUAACGGACGUAAAUUCUACGCUUAUGCUCAUUACGCCGACAACAGACACAUUAAAUUGGCUCUUGAACACGAACACGGAUCUAAGAGAAAUGUUGAUGGACACUUCCUUGUCUCCCUCGAUUCCAGAAACUUGGCCCUCUUUGAUGCCAAAUGGGAACCACACUGCAAACAUUUCUUGACCAAAUUGAAUAGAAACUUCCAAGCAAAACUUGAAGAUCUAUACGAAAUGACCAUCUCUUCCGUUGCACGUGAAUACAGCAUGAAAAUGGAAACCUAUGAAGAAAUCGUUAGACCAGUCGUUGAAGAUGUCAAACAAGCUUACUAUGAAAACAAAUUCUAUUUGAGAUCAAUUUGUAACAAAGUAUCCCAAGCUAUGGACGUUGCUAUGAUUGGCGUAAGACACUUAGGAGAAAUCCUUUACCGUUUGGGAAGCUACGUUCAAACAGUUUAUGAAACCGUCUAUUACAUCUUUAAAACUUACGUAACUCUUGUUAUUGAAGAGAUCAACUAUUGGAUCCGUUGGGCUAAUGGAAAAUUAAACCAAAUUUACGACAGAAUUGUUGCCAUGACAUACCACUACGUCGAGUACAUCCACCAAUGUCUCAGUACCAACUACCUUACCAGAAAUAUCUACAAUUUCGUUUACAACACCGAAUUCCAUCAAAGAACUAUUCUUAGAGCACAAAGAUACAUGAGAAAUGUCUACAGAAAAAUUUACAACAGUCCUGUUCUUUCUUACUUCGCCCAAGCUAGCGCUAACUUGUUUAGAAAGAUGAUGCUCCCAACUCAAUGGCACAAGACUUAUACUCAAAUGCCACAAGACGUUAGAAAUUUGUCAAGAAAAACCAUCAGACUUGUAUACAGAACUGUCAACGAAUACAUCCAAAAGUACUUGAAACCAGAAUUGACCAAGUUCAACAGAUAUGAGCCAGAAGCUGGAGUUGUUUCUUUCCAAAUUUACAGCCCAUUUGAAAUCAUCGAUCUUCACCAUAUGCCAAGAAUCAUGCCUAAAAUCAGAGAAUGGUUCGGAGAUGUUAGCCAAAGUUUGUUGAGCGCUCUUCCAAAAGAUAAGGUACCAGAUUUCGGAGUUCUCUACGAUAUCUACUACAAAUACAGACCAACUUCCAUGAACCUAAUCGACUACAUUCCACCAUUCAAAUCUCAUGCCACAAUUGGCAGACACGGAGUUAUGACUUUCGAUAAGAGAUUCUACAACUUUGUUGGAACUUGUAAAUACGUUUUGGCUAGAGAUUUCUUGAACGGUAAAUUCGCCGUCCUUGUUGAUUACACCAAGAGAACCAACGAAAAGACCAAUAAAAUCAUUAGCGUUAUCACUGGACCAAACACUUUUGAAAUUGAAGGUGAACAAGUUAGAUUGAACGGAAGAAAUGUUGAUUUACCAAUUGUUGAAGAUGAAACCAUGAUCAGCCGCAAAGGAGGCAUGAUUGUUGUCAAUAACACUAACAGAGGAUUGAGCGUUGAAUGCGAACUUAGAUUCGACAGAUGCACCGUUUCCGUCUCUGGAUGGUAUUACGGUAAAACUGCUGGUCUUAUGGGAACCUAUGACAAUGAACCAGCCACCGACUUGUUGAAAUCCGACAGACAACUUGCCGAUGAUGAACAAGAAAUGGCUCAAUCUUGGAGUGUAGGAUCCAGAUGCCAGAGAAGCACCGUUGAUAUCGAUAACGACCGUGAAGUAACUGAAAAAUGCAAGAAAAUGUUCACCGAAUACACCUCUCCAAUGAGAAAAUGCUUCGGACAAUUGAGCACUGAAAAAUUCCAACAAAUGUGCCAGAUGACAAGAAACACUGAAGAUAUGUGCGCUAUUGCCGAAUUCUACAGAGCUGAAUGUUCUAAGAAGAGAAUCAACGUUAACUUGCCAAGAGAAUGUAUUAAAUGCACCUCUGGCGAAAGAUACAACUUGGAAAGAAACCAAGAAGCCGAUGUUGUCUUUGUUGUUGAAAAAUGCGAUUACAACCAAAAAAUCAUUGAUUCUUUGCCCAAGAUCGCUAAACGUGUUGCAAGAGAAUACAGCGGUAUGGAUGUUAAAUUCGGUUUGGUAGGAUUUGGAGGACAAGGACCCCACUAUGGUGCCCAAACUCACACUGCCAAUGGAGAAAUUCUUACCAGCGUCAAUGAAAUUCACAGAUUCUUGAACAAGAUCAAUGAACACUAUAGAACUGAAACUGAAAGCAGAGGAAACAUUGUUGAAGCUGUUACUGAAGCUACUCGUAACUUCCCAUUCAGAUCCGGAUCAACCAAAUCUGUUGUCUUCAUUCCAUGCGGAAGAUGCUCUGCCUCCAGAGGAGAUUUAUUCGCCAUCAACAGAAUCCUUCACAGACACGAUGUUCAUUUUCAUAUGUUGAUCGAUGAGCACUUCAAGGCCCCAAAAGGAGCUUUCCCAGCCAACAUCUUCGGAGUUGACCACAACAGACUCUACACCGACAAAAUCGGAGCCCGAUUCGAAAAAUUGCAUAUCGACGACAGAAAGAACGUCAACGAACCAUCUGAUAGAUGCAUUGCUCUAUCUGAACACAACGAAGGUGUCAUCUUCAACGGAAAAUUCUUGAAAGAAUCCAGACCAAAAAAGAUUAAGAGCUUCAUCGAUGAAUUCGCCAAGGCUAUCGUUAAAACUUCACCUGCCAGAGAAUGUCAACAAUGCCGCUGCAACCAAGACAACGGCAUCAGCUUCAGCAUUUGUGGAAGAUGUACUCUCCCUAGCCAUAGACCAAUGCCCUGGUACAUUUUCUAAAUUCUUGGUAAGUCAAUCAAACAUUUAAAAAUUUAUUUUAACUAAUAGAAGCCUUUUUCUUUUUAUUGAAAUUCAACAGAAAACAGAAGUGAAAUUCUUAACAUUGAUAAAACGGAAACGAACUGAAUUAUGAUUUCUUUAGCUUUAACCUAUUUAUACUUAUUAUAGUGUUUUAGCCUAGCAAAGUGUGGUGCUUUAUUUAUUUAUUUCCGAAACCUUCUGUCGUUUAAAAAGAUGAUUUAAUUUAUUCAACGAAGUAAAAAAGACUUUAUUUUUUCAUUUUUACUUUUUCUUUGUCUUUUUCUCUUUUUAAAAAAAAAUUUUUCAUGUUCAAAAUUCCUCAAACUUUUAAAAAACUCUUUUCUCUGCUUAUUUUCGUAUAUUUAUUUGUUUAUCUUAAAAAAAUACAAAUUUGUGUUGUAAAGCUUGAAAAAAAAGACUUUUUUUUUUGUCCUUUUUUUUAUUUUAUGUAAACCAAAAGUUCUUUUUCAAAACGUUAACAAAUUUUAUUUUUUUUAUGGGCUUAAUUGAUCGAAAAUCGGUUUUCUUAUUAUAUUUUUUAUAUAUAUCAUUAUAAUUAUUAAUUAUUUAUAUAUUCAAAUUUUUACUUAUUAAUUCUUAUAUAUUCUUAUAACUUUAGAAACAAUUAACAUAUUAAUACAUUAUUUUUUCUCCUUAUUGCACCACAAUAUAUAUAUAUAUAUAUAUAAAAAUCUUGAUAGAGAAACGCAUAAUAAAAAUAUAGGCCUAGACUUCUUAAGUUGAAAAAUUCGCCAUUUACAAAUGUGUUUUUUUUUUUCUCUUUUCUUUUCUAUAUGUAAAACUUUAUUAAUAAAAUACAACGUUUUAUAUUAUUUAAAUACAAG
Molecule: messenger RNA, 14928 nt
Organism: Dimorphilus gyrociliatus
Lineage: Eukaryota; Metazoa; Annelida; Polychaeta; Dinophilidae
Source: the annotation of a GenBank genome assembly